Messenger RNA from Entamoeba invadens IP1, 396 nucleotides. RefSeq lists its product as hypothetical. The transcript has 2 exons. Bases 1 to 396 code for a protein of 131 amino acids. Lineage: Eukaryota; Evosea; Mastigamoebida; Endamoebidae. The record is from RefSeq and is a predicted model, not a curated record.
AUGCAAGACGUUGGAGAAGCGUCAAAUCUCGGGUUAAAUUACAACGAAUCAAAGUACUACUUCUUGGAGAUCAACAAGGAAAUUGCCAAACUUGCCGCACUGACAUUGAGAAAACAACCAAAAGGUAUUUGGACCAGAGUGAAACAAAUUUCGCUCAUUCCCACCUACAUGUCAGGAGUAUUCUUUGCACAUGACGACAGCAUGGUGUGUUUGAUGAAGAAGUUGAUUGGAAAACAACAGUGUGUUUUGGAAAAGAUGUCUUCUGUAGACUCUGUUAAGGAAGUUGCCAAGCACGAAUUUGUGAAAGAGAAGGUGGAAAUGAGACUGAAGUCAAUUUCUAUGUUGCUGCCAACUAACAGAUGUAUGAGCCCAAGACACAAUUUGGAAAUAAAAUAG